UUAGAAGACUGGGAGGGAAUCGUUACCUCAUUGUGAUAUGAGUAGCGAUAAACCACAGACACCAGUCAACAUGGAUGUCAAUAUUAACCCGAAAGAUCAGCAAUAUAUCAAUGCAAAAUCAUAUCUUCUCACUUCCAGCACAGACACAGGACUUAAUUUAUUUGACCAUUUAAGUGGUGUCCUGACAAGGAUUUUAGAUGAACGGCCUGGCAAUGUAGCUGAUGUUUUUGAAGAUAUCAGCAAAGACACCAAGAAAGCCAAAUUCACCUCAAAGGUUGACACUGUUCAAGACAAGUUAGACAAGUCCACUGAAGUAGCUUUAGCACAUGUACAGAGGAAGUUGUUUGCUAAAGGAGAUGGAGAAGACCAGGAUCAAGAUGCAGAUGAUGAGGUGGAAACUCCACUGCCAAACCUUAUGGAACUGUGUUUUUUCUUUGAACAAGCAGGAAUUGGGUUGAAUCGUGAAGAAGUAAUCAGAAUAUGGCUUGCUCUUAAAAAUCUUGUAGACAGUCACACUUUAGCACAUGUAAGAUUCUGGGGCAAAAUCUUUGGUAGAGAACAGAACUAUUAUGUUGCUGAAGUGGAAUACAGAGAAGGAGAUGAAGAGGAGGAAGAAGAGGAAGAGCCUGAAGAACAAAAUGAAGAAGAGACAGCAGAGAAAGAUGAAGAAGAAGGAGAAGAAGAGGAACAAGAGGAGGACGACACACCAAAGUCAGACUUCAAACCCCCACCAGAAAUACCCAAAGAAGAGAACAGAACAGGCACUAACAAAAAGACCUACUUCGUGUGCAAUGAUCCUGGAAAACCAUGGGUCAAACUUCCUCCAGUAACUCCUGCCCAAAUCGCUCAAGGCAGGAAUAUCAAGAAAUUUUUCACUGGUCGUCUUGAUGCACCAGUUGUCAGUUAUCCUCCAUUUCCUGGUAAUGAGUGUAACUACCUUAGGGCUCAAAUUGCUCGAAUCAGCUCUGGAACCCAUGUUUCACCACUUGGAUUUUACCAGUUCGAUGAAGAGGAAGAGGAAGAAGAGGAGGGAGAAGCACGUGAUCACUUUGUGACCAACCUGGACUUUGAGGGUCUUCCCUUGCGUGACCUGACAGACUCUUCACUACAACACUGGGUACAUCAUGUACAAUACAUCCUGCCACAGGGUCGGUGUCAGUGGCACAACCCCAUCCAGAAAAAUGAGGAAGACUUUGAGGAUGAGGAAGAGGAAGAGGAAAGAGAGGAGCCCGAUGAGCUGACUCCAGAGCAAGGACAACCCUUAUUAACUCCUCUGUCUGAGGAUGCAGAGAUAGUGAACUUGCCCCCAUGGACUGCUAAACUGUCAUCAAACCUCAUCCCCCAGUAUGCCAUAGCAGUGCUUCACUCCAAUCUCUGGCCAGGAGCUCAUGCUUUCGCCACUGGAAAGAAGUUUGAGAAUGUUUACCUUGGAUUUGGCCACAAAUACAACCAGGACAACUACAGUCCACAGCCCACCCCUGGCAUUCAGGACGAGUUUCCAAGUGGUCCUGAGAUUACUGAAGUUGAGGAUCCAACAGUUGAGGAGGAGAAUGCACUCCGACAUGCACAACAGGAAGCUGCUGAGGCUGCUGAGGAGAUGGAGGAUGCAGAGGAGGAGGAAGAUGAGGAUGAUUAGAUUACAUCUCAGUGACCCGAAAUUCAUCAAAUUAUCAUUGGACUCAUCAGUCUAACAAGCCAGUUGUUUCAUUCUUUUGAUAAACUGUGAUAAUCAAUCUAUAUUUUGAACAUGAUUUUGUUCCCAACACAUCUGUGGAUAUUCAAAUUGACUAAAAAAGUGAGAAAAACUGCUGUUAAAAGAUUGAAGGCCUUACAAAGGAAGGAUAUACUUGUUUUAUACAGAAACAAUCCAGAGAAUGUCAUGUAUAGAUUGUGUAUAAUAUUUAUUAUCAAUUGCAAUUUGUUCACUCAAGGAUGUUUGGUGGAUGUAUACAUCUGCAGGCAAUACUUCCCCAGAGUGCAUGCUUACUUACAUAAUACAAUU
Messenger RNA from Ylistrum balloti, 2002 nucleotides. RefSeq names its product radial spoke head protein 4 homolog A-like. Bases 38 to 1636 code for a protein of 532 amino acids. The record is from RefSeq and is a predicted model, not a curated record. Gene Ontology annotation, cellular component: radial spoke; axoneme. Lineage: Eukaryota; Metazoa; Mollusca; Bivalvia; Pectinida; Pectinidae. Gene Ontology annotation, biological process: axoneme assembly; cilium movement involved in cell motility; cilium assembly. The transcript is spliced from 9 exons.